AUGGCGAGCAAAGUAUUGUUGGACGACAUGGAGCCUUGGCUGGACCUUCAAGGGAAGGUGGUGAUGGUGACCGGCGCCUCCUCUGGUCUAAGUCGCGACUUUUGUGUCGAUCUCGCUAUAGUCGGUUGUCGCGUCGUAGCUGCCGCUCGUCGCGUUGAUCGCCUUAAGUCCCUGAGUGACGAAAUUAAAAGCCUUGCUCUGUCAACUUCGUCCUCUUCUUCGAGUAGCGUCAGAGCUAUGGCAGUCGAGCUUGAUGUGUGCGUCGAUGGACCCACAAUAGAGAAAUCUGUGCAGAGGGCUUGGGAGGCGUUUGGGCGGAUUAAUGCUUUGGUUAACAAUGCCGACAUUAAAGGUUAUUGUUGA
Molecule: messenger RNA, 363 nt
Organism: Cannabis sativa
Lineage: Eukaryota; Viridiplantae; Streptophyta; Magnoliopsida; Rosales; Cannabaceae
Exons: 1
Coding region: 1-363 (120 amino acids)
Source: RefSeq, a predicted model, not a curated record